GCAACUUGGCUCCUCGUAAAAGACGCGAUUUUUCCACCCUCUGUAACACCAACCACUCUCUUCCCCUUUCGACCUCACCUCCGCCAUCAAUGGACGCUUGCAAGGUAAAUGGGCUCUGUGUUCAGGGACACGAUCCACUUAACUGGGGCGCAGCGGCGGCGGAGUUGCAGGGCAGUCAUCUUGACGAGGUAAAGAAGAUGGUGGAGGAGUUCAGGAGACCGGUGGUGCAGCUUGAGGGUGAGAUAUCGCAGGCCGCCGCCGUGGCCAUCGGCGGCGGUGGUGCUACAGUCGAACUUGCUGAGUCGGCGCGCGCUGGUGUGAAAGCUAGCAGUGAUUGGGUGCUUGAGAGCGUGGACAAAGGAACUGAUAGCUAUGGUGUCACUACUGGAUUUGGGGCAACGUCUCACAGACGAACUAAGCAGGGAGGCGCUUUACAGAAGGAGCUAAUCAGAUUCCUCAACGCCGGAAUAUUUGGAUCAGGCAAUUCGAACACCCUUCCCUCUUCGACUACCAGAGCAGCAAUGCUUGUCCGCAUCAACACCCUCCUCCAAGGCUAUUCCGGCAUCCGAUUCGAAAUCCUUGAAGCUAUCGCCACCCUCCUUAAUACAAACAUCACACCUUGCCUCCCUCUCCGCGGCACCAUCACCGCCUCCGGUGACCUCAUCCCUCUGUCCUACAUCGCCGGAAUCCUCACCGGUCGUCCCAAUUCCAAAGCUCUCACUCCCAACGGCUCCACCGUGGAUGCCGUCACUGCCUUCCAUCUCGCCGGCAUCUCCACCGGCUUCUUCGAACUUCAGCCAAAAGAAGGCCUUGCACUCGUUAACGGUACCGCUGUCGGCUCCGGUCUCGCCUCCAUGGUCCUCUUUGAAACCAACAUCCUCGCUAUCAUGGCGGAGGUUCUCUCCGCUCUGUUCUGCGAGGUGAUGCAGGGAAAACCAGAGUACACCGACCAUCUCACCCACAAGCUCAAGCACCAUCCAGGCCAAAUUGAAGCCGCUGCUAUCAUGGAACACAUACUCGAAGGCAGCUCUUACAUGAAAAUGGCUAAAAAGCUCCAUGAAAUGGAUCCUCUUCAAAAACCAAAGCAAGACAGAUAUGCUCUUCGCACUUCACCGCAGUGGCUUGGACCUCAAAUUGAAGUGAUCAGAGCAGCAACGAAAUCUAUUGAAAGAGAAAUCAAUUCUGUUAACGAUAAUCCCCUCAUUGAUGUCUCGAGGAAUAAAGCUCUUCAUGGAGGAAAUUUCCAAGGAACUCCCAUUGGCGUCUCCAUGGACAACACCAGGCUCGCCAUCGCUGCAAUUGGAAAGCUCAUGUUCGCCCAAUUCUCCGAGCUUGUUAACGAUUUUUACAACAAUGGCUUGCCUUCCAAUCUCACCAGCGGGCGAAACCCGAGCCUGGAUUACGGCUUCAAGGGAGCUGAGAUAGCCAUGGCUUCCUACUGCUCUGAGCUCCAGGCUCUCGCGAAUCCGGUGACCAACCAUGUGCAGAGCGCAGAACAACAUAACCAGGACGUGAAUUCCUUAGGACUCAUCUCUUCCAGAAAGACAGCAGAGUCAGUCGAUAUAUUGAAGCUCAUGACCACCACCUUCUUGGUCGGUUUAUGCCAAGCUGUAGAUUUGAGGCAUUUGGAGGAGAAUUUGAAGAAUGCUGUUAAGAAUACAGUGAGUCAGGUGGCUAAGAGGACUCUCACCAUGGGAGUUAACGGCGAGCUCCAUCCCUCGAGAUUCUGCGAGAAGGAUUUGAUCAAAGUGAUUGAUAGAGAGUAUGUGUUUUCUUACGCAGAUGAUCCCUGCAGCUCAACUUAUCCUCUGAUGCCGAAACUGAGAGCAGUCCUUGUUGAACACGCCCUGAAUAAUGGGGACAAGGAGAAGAAUUCUAGUACCUCAAUCUUUCAAAAGAUCUCAUCUUUCGAAGCUGAGCUGAAAGCGGCAAUGCCGAAGGAGGUGGAAGCGGCGAGAGCUGCGUUCGAGAACGGUUCGCCGGCCAUUGAGAACCGGAUCAAGGACUGCAGGUCUUAUCCUCUCUACAGGUUUGUAAAGCAGGUUGGUGCUGGUUUUCUAACAGGGGAGAAGAUCGUUUCGCCCGGUGAAGAAUUCGAUAAGGUUUACAAUGCGAUUUGUGAGGGGAAGGCGAUAGAUCCUUUGCUCGAGUGCUUGAAGGAGUGGGAUGGAGCUCCAUUGCCGAUCUGUUAGAGAAUCAUAUUACAGUGAAAGAAGAGAUUCGGAAAGAAACAAAUAAAACUGAUCUUUUGGAGAUUCCUCCUUUGUUUUUCAAGGUUUGAUUAAUGUGGGUUGUAUUUGUAGUAAUUGUUGUUUUGUUGUUUUUGCUGUUUGUGAUGUGGUAGAUCAAUUCGAUCAUUUAAAGAAAUUUCAAUCUUCUGUAAUAGAAAGCUUUCAAUGUUUGUGUUUGGUUGGAGUUUCUCUAAACAAGAAAUAACAGAGCCAAAAUGCACGUCUUUACUGCUAA
Messenger RNA from Phalaenopsis equestris, 2466 nucleotides. RefSeq names its product phenylalanine ammonia-lyase-like. Lineage: Eukaryota; Viridiplantae; Streptophyta; Magnoliopsida; Asparagales; Orchidaceae. Gene Ontology annotation, molecular function: ammonia-lyase activity. Gene Ontology annotation, cellular component: cytoplasm. Gene Ontology annotation, biological process: L-phenylalanine catabolic process. The record is from RefSeq and is a predicted model, not a curated record.